AUGUCCCAAGCGCUGUUGCUGAAUCGCGUGCUGCCCAGGCGCGGCGGGAGCGGACGACUGAAGCGCGUGGAGUCGGCGCCGUCGCUCCUCACGCCGGUUUGGGAGCCGGAGCACGGGGAGGAGGCGGAGGAGCCUCCGCCGGCGAUGCCGUCUCGCGGCUCGCUGCCGACGUACAGCGCUAGCUCGCUCGACCUGCCGAUGCUGCACAGGGAGUGCAAGAGCGACGAGGGAGCUCUCCAACCCAGGCAGCGCCGAAGCACCCUAUGGCAGUCUGCAGCGCGGGGUGAGAGCGACACGCGGCUUUGCGCGCUCGGAAUGCUCGAGCUCGUGGCUGCAGCCAGCGAGCGGCUGCAGAGCGACCCGCUCCCGCUCGAGGUGCGGCUGCUGCGCGAGCUCCUGCCGUCCGGCGGGCAGUCUCGCUACCUCCGCCUCUCCUCCAGCGUGCUGCAGCGUCUCCUCCUGCGGAUGGCGUGCCUCGACUCUCACUUGGGCGAUAGCCUCUGGCUGCCAUAG
Molecule: messenger RNA, 513 nt
Organism: Emiliania huxleyi CCMP1516
Lineage: Eukaryota; Haptophyta; Isochrysidales; Noelaerhabdaceae
Exons: 3
Coding region: 1-513 (170 amino acids)
Source: RefSeq, a predicted model, not a curated record